Messenger RNA from Amoebophrya sp. A25, 1308 nucleotides. The record is from the annotation of a GenBank genome assembly. NCBI's taxonomy places the organism in Eukaryota, Dinophyceae, Syndiniales, Amoebophryaceae.
GUGGCGGCCUCGGUUGCGACAAGCACGACAGAGAAUACUGGCAAUUGCCAGUUUUAUAGAUAUUCAGUUCUUUCUGCAGAUGGUGGAGGAUCCGCCAGCGAAGGCUACUCGAUUGCUCCAAUUGCAAGCCCAAGAACAAGCAGGAGUUAGAGUAGCGCGGCCAGUGGUUGAAGAGGAAACCCAAACGGCGCAAGCACGCGUAGCACCAGUAGUUGGAGGACCGGGCUCGGGUGAAGACAGCAGCGAGAAAAUGCUAGAACUGGAUAGCACACACCCACAACUAGAGGACGCACAGGGCUCGGGUAGAGAGAGCAGCAAAACGCUAGCGCUAGGAGUGCAGACACGACGAAUACCUCAACUUACAGCUAAAACGUUUCACUACAGUGAGGAACUGAAGCGUGCUUUCAGACUCUCCAGUGAACGGCUGUCGGAUUUGGAGCUGUUUUCAGAGCAUCCCGAAUGGUGGAUUCCGCGAAGCCUUGGAAAAAGGUCAUCUCCAUCUGCACACACCGCAGAAGCUUUGGUUGCUGAGCGACACAGUAAGCACUAUGACCAAAAUAGCCAGUUCUUCCAUCAAAGUACAACAACAACCAGCGAUCUUGCGGCAAAACGACAGGAGGGUCGCGCGGGUGCUGAAGGAGCAGCAGACCCGUUGCCUUCAAAAAAGGCAACAACUGCUCCAACGACUAGCAGAGCUGUCCUGUAUAUCAUGUUUUUCAAUAAAGGGUCUGGGAAGGACGUGUUAAAGGCCUUACCAGGACUAUCGGACCCGUAUGAAUUCCUCAUGUACCUCUACGGCAUGGCGCCCAACUUCAAUCCGACUGAAAUAGCGUACUUCAAUUCCACUGUCCGUCGUCUCAUAACCUUUAGUCAUGAGGAUCAAACGCUCGACUUGGACGGGAGGUAGGCGGGUGCCUAGUAGAUGUAGAGUGUACUUAGUACUAAAAGGAUGGAGAUGAAAUUUACGAUCAGAACUUCAGGCUCAGGGACAGGGAUGAAUUUCGAAUGUAAGCAGUCAGUAUACGCACGGCCACGGAAUAGAGAAUCAUAAUCAUUAUCAUUUUUACCAAAACCAACAGGUAGAAUGAUUCACAUUCAUCUACUUAUAACCAACCCACAGCUUCAUCAGCUUUUUGGAUUAUGAAAACCAAGUAUCUUCACAACUGUCGCAACCUGAAUCGUAGCAAAGUCAUCAAAGAGCACCACAAUCACAAAUCAUCGAAAUCACGCCACAAGCACAACAUCCACACCAUCACCACAACUGUAAUCAAUGGCAUGUAUCCUGAGUCAACUUCAAGUACAGUAUGG